Gongylonema pulchrum is the source of this 411-nucleotide messenger RNA. NCBI's taxonomy places the organism in Eukaryota, Metazoa, Nematoda, Chromadorea, Rhabditida, Gongylonematidae. The record is from the annotation of a GenBank genome assembly.
AUGUUGCAGGUGAACUUUACAAUAGAGGAGAUCCGUAGCAUUAUGGAUCACAAGAAGAAUAUCCGCAACAUGUCGGUGAUUGCUCAUGUCGACCACGGUAAAUCAACACUUACCGACUCGUUGGUGUCGAAGGCGGGUAUUAUUGCUGGAGCAAAAGCUGGCGAGACACGUUUUACGGAUACUCGCAAAGAUGAACAGGAGCGCUGCAUCACGAUCAAGUCCACAGCGAUAUCGCUGUUCUUUGAACUGGAGCCACGCGAUCUUGCGUUCAUCAAAGCCGACAAUCAAGUUGAGAUAAUGAAUGUUGGAGGCGAGCAGAAGAAGCUCCCUGGCUUCCUGAUUAAUUUGAUUGAUUCGCCCGGCCAUGUGGACUUCUCAAGUGAAGUAAGCUCCUCUCGUAUUUUAUACUGA